Lithohypha guttulata is the source of this 525-nucleotide messenger RNA. RefSeq lists its product as uncharacterized. Gene Ontology annotation, molecular function: protein binding. The record is from RefSeq and is a predicted model, not a curated record. Lineage: Eukaryota; Fungi; Ascomycota; Eurotiomycetes; Chaetothyriales; Trichomeriaceae. The coding region runs from base 1 to 525 and encodes 174 amino acids. The transcript has 3 exons.
AUGGCUGACGCUGAUGGGGCUUCUCCCAAAGAACAAAUCAUCGAAGCAUGUCGUCGUGACAACGUCGACCUCUACAACGAGGUGUUGGGUGGUAUGAAAGGCAAGUCGAAGGAGCAAGUCGCAAAGUUCUUCAAUGAAGUACUCGACACCCUGGGCAACCAUUUGCUGCAUAUCUGUGCAAGUUACGGCUCGUACGAUGUUAUGAACGAGCUGCUUGACGUCGAGUUUCUCGAAGUCGACCCUCUGACCAGACGAGACAAAGAAACCCCUUUACAUAGUGCAGUCCGCUACGCCAAUGAGAGGGAGUUGGAGCUGGGUGAGGCGAUGGUCAAAAUGUUGAUCGAAGCUGGUGCAGAUCCAAGAGUCAAAGACAGUCACAGCCACAAACCAGCAGACGUAUGCACUCCAAGAUGUGACGGUGUCAAAGCUAUUCUCAGGCAGGAAGAAUAUAUUCUCAACGAAGGUCUACGAAGAGAUGACAACCACGACGACGAAGCCGCAGGUUCAGCUUCUGAUUCCGAAUGA